AUGGAGAAGGGAUCCGACUCUGUACAGGAGAAGAUACUCCACAAUACAGAGAAGCGGCCGGAAGGCUUCGUUUUCGGUGGCGAUUCGACUUUACCUCCGCCGCCAGAUCUCACGCCGGAGCAAGAAAAGAAGCUGUAUAGAAAGAUCGACUUGAGACUAAUGCCGAUUCUCAGCAUCAUGUACCUCUGCUCUUUCUUGGAUCGUGGCAAUGCUAAACUCGCCGGACUUGUUGAGGAACUACACUUGGUUGGAAACCAGUACAACAUUGCCCUUACAAUCCUGGUUCUCAAAAAGUUUCGCCCUUCGAGAUGGCUUCCGGGAAUCACUAUUGUUUGGGGAACUGUCAUGACGUUAAUGGGUCUAGUCAAAACUUACCCCCAGCUAGUGGGAACUCGAGUUUGCCUGGGCGUCGCCGAAGCUGGUCUUUUCCCAGGCGUGGUGUAUUACCUUACGUUCUGGUACCCUCGCUAUAAAUUGCAGUACCGAGUUGGUCUCUUCUUUGGUGCGGCGACUAUAGCUGGCGCAUUUUCUGGCUUACUUGCAUUUGCAAUCGAAUUCAUGGGAGGUACUCAGGGACUAAUGGCUUGGUCAUGGAUAUUUAUCCUCGAGGGAAUUGCAACUGUCGUCAUUGGCAUAGUCGCUUUCUUUGUACUCGUCGACUUCCCUGUUAGUGCUUCGUUCCUGACGCCAGAAGAACGUGCCUAUUUGACGACGUUGGUUUCAUCUCUUUUAGAGUACGAUAAUUCAAGCGGUAUUGGUGAAGCUGAGAAGUUUGCUUGGCGUUACGUUUGGGCAGCAUUCAAAGACUGGCAGAUUUGGUUACAUAUCUUAAUCUACACGUCGGUCAUUGUACCACUCUAUGGUAUCUCGCUUUUCUUGCCGUUCGGUUACAGCGUUCCUAUCACACAGCUCCUCACAGUACCGCCAUACGUCUUUGCCACUAUUAUGCUACUUAUUUUCGGGCACUUCUCCGACAAGAUCCAUAAACGCUCGCCGUUCAUCCUCCUCGGGCUUACAAUGCUCUUGAUUGGGUUCAGCAUCAAUAUCUCAGAUGCCCGACGUGGAGUGAAGUACUUCGGGACGUUUUUCUGCGUCGCUGGUUCAUAUGCGGCGUUUCCUGGUGUUGUUGCAUGGCUUGGGAAUAAUCUUGCUGGUCAGUACAAACGCGGAGUAGGUAUGGCGUUACAUAUUGGAAUUGGGAAUUUUGCUGGAGCUAUUGCGAGCAAUAUCUAUCGUACACAAGAUUCACCACGUUAUCUGAUUGGUCAUGGUAUAGAACUUAUGUUCGUCGGGAUUGGAUUCAUCUGUGUCCCACUGGCAAUACUUAUCUACAUACGGAUAAACACUCGGCGUGAAGCAGAGUUGGAACGUACUGGCGGAGUUGUCAAACUUUCAAUUGAGGAAUUGCAUGAACUGGGUGAUCGUGCUCCCGAUUUCAAGUAUACGUUGUAA
Fomitiporia mediterranea MF3/22 is the source of this 1452-nucleotide messenger RNA. Its product is annotated as MFS general substrate transporter. Lineage: Eukaryota; Fungi; Basidiomycota; Agaricomycetes; Hymenochaetales; Hymenochaetaceae. The transcript is spliced from 18 exons. Bases 1 to 1452 code for a protein of 483 amino acids. The record is from RefSeq and is a predicted model, not a curated record. Gene Ontology annotation, cellular component: membrane. Gene Ontology annotation, biological process: transmembrane transport. Gene Ontology annotation, molecular function: transmembrane transporter activity.